Chelonus insularis is the source of this 4822-nucleotide messenger RNA. It is a transcript of the gene DNApol-alpha180, whose product is annotated as DNA polymerase alpha catalytic subunit. The transcript has 3 exons. Gene Ontology annotation, cellular component: alpha DNA polymerase:primase complex. Gene Ontology annotation, molecular function: nucleotide binding; DNA-directed DNA polymerase activity; chromatin binding. Bases 196 to 4680 code for a protein of 1494 amino acids. The record is from RefSeq and is a predicted model, not a curated record. NCBI's taxonomy places the organism in Eukaryota, Metazoa, Arthropoda, Insecta, Hymenoptera, Braconidae. Gene Ontology annotation, biological process: leading strand elongation; lagging strand elongation; DNA replication.
UGUACGCACGUCAAAUACCUUGAUUUAUUUGUGUUUACUCUUUUGUUAUAUUUAUUAAUUUCACCUUUUUAUUUUUUAUUACUUCUUUUAUUGAUAUUAAACAUUUUUUUAAGCCGUAAUAUAGUUUGUAAUCAUCAAAUCAACAAUUAUUAUAAGUUAUAAAUUAGUAAAUAAGUGUAAAAUAACCUCAAGAAAAUGGAAGAUGAUGGUCCUUCUACAUCUCGCAGUAAAAGACAAAGACUCGAUAAAUCUGGUAGAUUUGCUGCACUCAAAAAACUGAAAGAAUUAAAAGGAAGCAAAAAUAAAUAUGAUGUUGGUGAACUGGAAAAUGUUUACGAUGAAGUAGACGAAAAAGAAUAUUUAAAAACAGUUGUACAGCGACAAGAAUCAGAUUGGAUUGUUGAUGAUGGUGGGACUGGAUAUGUUGAGGAUGGUCGUGAAAUUUUUGAUGAUGAUUUAGAUGAAGAAAGUAUUGAAAAAGCUUCAAAACAAAAUUUUGCAGGUCCAAGAAAGAGAAAAAGAGACAGUGAACAAAAAUCUAAAACAUCAAAUCUUAUGUCUAUGUUUCAAAAUGCAUCAACAAAGAAAAAGACUGAAACAACAUCUCUCCAAGAUGACACUCUUCUUGCUGAUAUGUUAGCAGAGUUAGAAAAAAACAAGACAUCAAAGCCUAAAACACCGGUUACCAAUAAAUUCAAAGUCACUUCAAAACCAGUAACACAAUCUCAGAGUAAAGAUGUCUUUUCAAUGGCUGGAGAAUCGAAAAAAGAAGCAACUGAAGAUGAUUUUUUAAUCUUCGAUUCUCCAAUGAAGGUUUCACCGAAAAUUGAAAAAAAGAAAGACCAAACGUCUAGUGUAAGAACUGAGAUAGAAAAGUCAAGUCAAAUUAUUGAAACUCCAGAUAAAUCAAUGGACGUUUCUAACUCAUCAAAAAAUAUUAAACAAGAUACUGAAGAUUACAAUAAAUAUUAUGGUGACUUUGAUGACGAUUUUUCAACAAAUGUAUCGAAAAAUUCUCCAAUAACAACAAACGACUGUAAGACCGAAAAUAUUUCAAUGGGCGAUGAUGACAUAGAUGAAUUUAUCGGAUUAAUAGAUGAAGAAAAUAUUCGUAAACGUCCUAAAAUCGAAGAUGAAAAUUACGAGCAAGUAAUUGCGUCUUUGGAUAAAACAGCUUCAUGGGGAGCAUGGGAUAAUGAUACAAAAUCAUCAAAUACAGCUGACGUUACAUCAGUUUCUGAUAAAGAUCUACAAUCUGCAAUGGUGAAAAAUAAGAAUGGAGACACUGUUUUGCGAUUCUUUUGGUGGGAUGCCAUAGAAAAUCCUUACAAAAAUCCAGGAGUGGUGAAUUUCUUUGGUAAAGUAUAUUUAGAAUCUUCUAAAAGCUAUGUUUCUUGUUGCUUAUCAGUGAGAAACAUUCCAAGACGACUAUACGUUCUCCCAAGUGAAAAUGUCAUUGACAAAGAUGGAAUUGAACGGCCUACAAACAUGCAGGAUGUUUAUUAUGAAUUCAAAGAACUCGCUGAUAAGAAUAAAAUAACUGAAUUCAGGUCAAUUCCUGUUACAAAAUCCUAUGUUUUUGAUCGAGAAGGGACUCCACUCCAAUCAGAGUAUCUAGAAGUUAGGUAUGCACCAACGUUUCCAGUAUUGGAAAAUAAUUAUAAAGGAAAAGCUAUUGAACACAUCUUCGGCACUAGUGUUAAUGCUAUAGAGCUAUUAUUAAUGGAGCGAAAGAUCAAAGGCCCUAGUUGGCUCGACAUUAAGCUUCCUAUGCCUGUUCAAAGUACUUUAAGUUGGUGUAAAUUACAAGCAAAUUGUUUAAAAAUGGAGUACAUUACUGUUUGUGAUGACAGUAAUGAAAAACUAUCUAUUCCUCCCAUGAUUAUCAUGACAGUUGAUGUAAGAACUACUUUAAAUUCAAGAAAUAAUGACACAGAAAUUGUUAUGAUCGGAGUUUUAAUUAAUAAUCAAUAUUAUGUUGAUAAACCUGCUCCAAAAUCAAUGUUUCAUCAACAUGUUUGUUUUGUUACUCAUCCUAAAGACACACCUUGGCCUUUAUAUGCUAGAGAUCAAUUGUUGAAAACAGAUAAAACCAAUGUAGUUAUCUGUGAAACAGAAUCAGAUCUUUUGGAAAAAUUUCUUGAUUUAAUUCAAAAAACUGAUCCUGAUUUAUUAGUAGGGUAUGAUUGUGGUUUCCAAUUUGACAUUGUUUAUCGUCGAUUGAUGGCUUUGAAAAUUAAAAACUGGAGCAGAACUGGAAGACUUAAACAAACUGGUACCUACGGAAGUUCAAGAAUUUCAUUACCUUGGGUAUUUGCUGGUCGUCCAAUUUGUGAUUUGUCAAUAUCAGUGAAAGAGUUGAAUGUAAAAGUACGAAGUUAUGACCUUGAUAGCAUUUGUCAAGCGGUUUUAAAAACGAAAGAAAAUACGAUAAAAGAAAUAAAGCCUGGUGAAUGUUCACAAUUUUACGCUAGUUCAGAUAAAAUUAAAACCUUAGUUAAAGUCACGAUGUCUGAAGCUCUUUAUAUACUUACAUUAAUGUUUGAAUUAAACAUAAUACCACUUGCUCUUCAAAUAACUUGUAUAGCAGGAAAUAUUCUGUCAAGAACACUUUCUGCUGGCCGAGCUGAAAGAAAUGAAUAUUUAUUACUUCAUGCUUUUUCAGAGAAAGAUUUUAUUACACCAGAUAAGCAAUCAAAUAAAAAAGACUCACAAGGUGCCAGGAAAAAGGCUGCAUAUGCUGGAGGAUUAGUUCUUGAACCUAAACGUGGAUUUUACAAUAAAUUAAUUUUACUAAUGGAUUUUAACUCUUUAUAUCCUAGUAUUAUUCAAGAAUUUAAUCUCUGUUUCACAACUAUUCCUGGUGUUUGUUAUAAAGACGCAGAAGAGUUAGACCUUCCAAAGGCAGAUCUAGAUAUAGGAAUUAUUCCUACGGAAAUUCGAAAGCUAGUUGAAAGUCGUCGAGCCGUAAAGAUACUCAUGAAACAACCAAAUUUGAGUCCUGAAGCUAAGAUGCAGUAUAAUAUUAGACAGUUGGCUUUAAAAUUAACUGCUAAUUCAAUGUACGGAUGUCUAGGAGCUUCUCAUUGUCGAUUUUAUGCUAAAGGUCUUGCAGCAAUGGUUACUUCUAAAGGACGAGAAAUACUCAUGCAAGCUAAAUCUCUCGUGGAAAAUUUAAAUUUUGAAGUAAUUUAUGGAGAUACAGAUUCAUUGAUGAUCAAUAGUAAUACUUUAAAUUAUGAACAAGCAUUUGAAAUAGCUAAAUCUAUCAAACAAGAAGUCAAUAAACAAUAUAAAAUGUUGGAAUUAGAUAUAGAUGGUGUCUUCAAAUAUCUUUUACUUCUUCAAAAAAAGAAAUACGCAGCAGUAAUAAUGAACAAACUACCUAACGGAGAAAUUGAGUUAAUAAAAGAGUACAAAGGACUAGAUAUUGUUAGAAGAGAUUGGUGUCAGCUUGCUUGUGAACAAGGAAGAGUAAUCUUGGAUCAAAUUUUUUUAGAUUGUACUGAAGAAGAAAAACUUGUAAAAAUAGCUGAUUUACUUCAAAGUAUUGCUAAAAAAGUUCGUCAGAAUUUACUUCCUCUUCAGUCAUUUAUUAUUACUAAACAGUUAUCGAAAAAUCCUAAUGAGUAUCCAGAUAAGAAGCAGCCACAUGUAACUGUAGCUUUGAGGCUCAAUAAAUCAGGUGGUAGAAUGUGGAAAGCUGGUGACACCAUUUCUUAUAUCAUUUGUAAAGAUGGAACUGAUAAACAUCCAAUAGAACGAGCAUAUCACAUUGAUGAGUUUAAGAAACGUGAAGACUUAGUGAUUGAUUGUAAUUAUUAUUUACUUAAUCAGAUCUUUCCAGUGCUUUACAGAAUUUGUGAACCCAUAGAAACCAUUACGGACAUCUUUCUGACUGAUAACUUGGGUCUUCAAGGUAUUUAUAAACCAAAAGUGGCCGUCUUUACUGAUUAUUCAGCUUUAAAUAAUAAAUCUGAAGAAUUAAAAAAAGAGACUCAUAAUUUCAAAGACUGUGAACCAUUUAAAUUUAAUUGUCCAAGAUGUGGCAGUGUUAAUGAAAUUAAAGAAUUCUUUAAGCAGUUCAAAGAAAGCAAAAAACCAGCUCUGUAUGCUUGUGAAAAUUCUGAAUGUGAUUAUCCACUUUGGAAAAAUAUAAAACCCAUUCAUAACACUUUAUUUUCGUGUCUUAGAUCGUUACUUCAAAAGUAUUAUUGUCAAGAUUAUGUUUGUAUUAAUUUAAAAUGUCAGAAGAAACAGAGAAAAAUCAUGACUUCAGGAUGGCGUCAAUUGCCCUCAUGUUUUCACUGUGGACAUGGUUACCUGAAGAAAUCUUUCACAGACUCACAGUGUUGGAAUCAAAUGGAUUUUUAUAGGCAUAUUUUUGAUGCAAGUCAAUUGACCGAUAAAUCAGAGGCUUAUCCGUCAGAUUUAAUAUCAGCUUAUAAUAUGUUGAAAGCAUUAGCUGAGUCUUUUUUGAAUAGAAAUCGUUUUGCUCUACUUGAUUUUGAACGUCUAUUUUUGACGAUAAAAAUAAAUGAGGUAAGAAAGCAUAAAUAUAAACCAGUUGAGAAGAUUGAUGAAAACUCAAUGUCAACAAAAUUAAAUAUGUCAUUAAAAAAUUUUAAUAAAAAUCAUAUCGUGAUAUGGACAGCUACAGAGAAACAAAAUUUAGAUUAAAAAGGGAGAUAACUAAAAUAUUUAUAAGUUGGCGUUCAAACUGAAUUUAACUAUUAAUCAUUAAUAGUAACAAGAAAGAAAGUUUUUUAAUUAUAUAUAUAUAGAGAGAGAAUUAUUUUUAAAAGAAUAUCUGUAAUUAUUU